This is a messenger RNA of Epinephelus fuscoguttatus (brown-marbled grouper), 2017 nucleotides long. It is a transcript of the gene syt6a, whose product is annotated as synaptotagmin VIa. The transcript has 7 exons. Gene Ontology annotation, molecular function: syntaxin binding; clathrin binding; phosphatidylserine binding. The record is from RefSeq and is a predicted model, not a curated record. Lineage: Eukaryota; Metazoa; Chordata; Actinopteri; Perciformes; Serranidae. Gene Ontology annotation, biological process: regulation of calcium ion-dependent exocytosis; regulation of dopamine secretion; calcium-ion regulated exocytosis. Gene Ontology annotation, cellular component: membrane. The coding region runs from base 1 to 1527 and encodes 508 amino acids.
AUGUGGAGACGGGAGUUCAGGGAUCCUCUGAGAGGCCACAGAGACGCUCCUCAGUACGCUUCUUUUGGCCUCCUGUUCGUUGUGUUUGUGGUCUGUGGCCUGGCUCUGCUGGGCCUCCUUACAUUCGUCUCCUGGAAGCUGUGCCGUGUGCCUUGGCGAGCUAAGGCCCGUUUCCCCAGCCCAUCCCUCACCGCGGCCUGUGACCCAGAGGACUGCCCACUCCAGUCGCCUCCCCUUCUGCCCAGCCCCCAGCAGCAGCCACCGGUCACCAUGGCGACAGAGAAGGUGAAGGACCCCAUGGGUUCGAUGGGUUUCCUGGAGGCGGCGGUGAAGAUAAGCCAUACAUCUCCCGACAUCCCCACCGAUGUGCAGCUCUCCAUGAGGGAGCACUUCCUGCGCCGCACACAGCGCAUGCAGAGGCAAACCACUGAGCCAACAUCCUCCACUCGGCACAAUUCAUUCAAAAGACACCUGCCCAGGCAGAUGCAGGUAGGCAGUCUCGAUCUGGGAAAUGACUACGUGGUGGACAAUGAUGAAAAGCCCACCGGCAUCGGCCGCAUUCAGCCAGAGCUCUACCAACAGAAGGCCCUGGAAUCAGAGGAUUCGUCCAAGAACGGCAGCAGCAAAAACUGUGGCAGGAUUAACUUCUCUCUCAAGUACGACUACGAAAACGAGGCCCUCAUUGUCAACAUUCUCAAGGCAGCAGAUCUACCAGCCAAGGACUUGUGCGGCACAUCUGACCCUUACGUGAAGGUCUACCUGCUGCCUGACCGCAAGAAGUUCCAGACUCGCGUCCACAGGAAGACCCUCAACCCCACAUUCAGUGAGAGCUUCCAGUUUCCUGUGCCUUACGAUGAGCUGGCAGUCAGGAAGCUCCAUAUGAGCGUCUUUGACUUUGACCGGUUUUCGCGGCAUGACAUGAUCGGGGAGGUGGUGCUGGACAACUUGUUUGAGAUGUCGGACCUCUCCAGGGAGACUAACAUAUGGAGGGACAUCCAAUAUGCCACCAGUGAAAGUGUUGACCUUGGGGAGAUCAUGUUCUCACUAUGCUACCUGCCCACCGCAGGCAGACUCACACUUACUGUCAUCAAGUGCAGGAACCUCAAGGCCAUGGACAUCACUGGAUACUCAGAUCCCUACGUCAAAGUGUCGCUCAUAUGUGACGGGAGGCGUUUGAAAAAGAAGAAGACGAGCAUAAAGAAGAACACUCUGAAUCCCACCUACAACGAGGCCAUCAUCUUUGACAUCCCGCCAGACAGCAUGGACCACGUCAGCCUGCACAUCUCUGUCAUGGAUUACGACUUGGUAGGUCAUAAUGAGAUCAUUGGUGUGAUGAGGGUUGGAUGCCAUGCCGAGGGACUUGGCAGGGACCACUGGAACGAGAUGCUGGCUUAUCCACGCAAGCCCAUUGCACACUGGCACCCCCUGCUGGAGUCCAAGAAGUCUGAGAAGGAGUGGAAGGCGAGGACAGCCAGCUUUGACAGCCAAGGCUCCUGCCCCUCACCCCGGCCCCCUGCUAGUCCCUGAGCAGAGCCACCUGUGACCCAGCAGCCCAGAAGGGGGUUUCCUCCCUCCUGCUGAUCCACUUCCUGUCUGUCUGAUUGAGGAGAAACACAACCCCACUGUCUCUCCCUCCCUCUCUCACUGUCCCUCCCUUCCUCAAGUCUGGUCCCAGAGCACUCCAAAGAACUGAUCUAGGACCACCGUCAAGUCGGUUAGUUGUGUGAAGUGAAGUCUUUUCGGGUUUUAGGGUUUGAAGUGUGGGUGUUGUGAUGACCCAGAGCUGCCCUGGUUGUCCUCAGAGGAGACUGCCUGGACAUCCGGUGUGCAGACAUUUAAUACGGAGCUGUCCGAGCCGAGGUGGACGGAUCUCAGUGUCCUCACGUGGACACUUUCCAGACGCUGAAGAUUCAGCUUUGUGCUGCAGAGACUCUUUGAUGGAGAGCAGCGGUAGUUUCACAGAGUGGUGCUGAGGACUCGGCCGCGGUAGAAAAGAGACUUUAACUGGAUCUGAAGC